AUGGUUGACAAAAUUUUAAGUAUAUUCGGAAGCGGAAACUCAUCUGCGACGAAUUAUCCUAGCGAUGAUCAGCAGCAGCCAUUCGACCGACUAAGACGAUCCCCGACUGUGGAGUUGAUUGAAGACAGUCCCAAGUAUCGCUCUUUUCGGGGAAGGGUAGCCCUGAAGCGGUUGUCCCUGGACGAGGACUGUACCAAGGCUUGGUCCUACCACGAGUGCGGCCCGCGUGAGGUUCGCUGUCCGAUGGUCUUCCUCCCACCGGUCACCGGGACGGCCGAUGUCUUCUUCCAGCAGGUGGAGUACCUCGCCGAGCGGGGCUACCGCGUGAUCUCCGCCGAGUACCCCAGCUACUUCACCAUGGAGGAGUUCUGCGAGGGCCUCCUCCGCCUGCUGCGCUACUUCAAGGUGAAGCAGGUGCACCUCUUCGGCGCCUCGCUGGGCGGCUUCCUCGCGCAGAAGUUCGCCCAGUACAACCCGUCUGUGAUUGCCUCGCUCUUUCUCUGCAAUGCCUUCGGUGACACUUCUCGGUUCAAGUUUGUCAACACCGUUCCACUAGUGUGGCUCGCCCCGGCGCCGCUGCUGCGCAGUUACUUCAUCACCAAGGAGGUGCCGGAGGACGCCGACGAGCAGAUCCGCGCCGCCGCCCACUUCAUGAGCUCCAAAGUGGCCACCCUCUCGCAGGCGGACCUGCUCGCCCGGCUGACGCUGAACCUCACCAGCGACUACGUCCGUCCGGAGCGACUGCAAUCGCUGGCCAUCACGGUGAUGGACGUCUUCGACCACUGCGCCCACAGCAGCUCCACUCGACUGGAGCUGUACAAGCUGUACCCGAGUGCUCGGCGCGCCCACCUGAAGCAGGGCGGCAACUAUCCCUACCUCAGUCGGCCGGAGGAGGUGAACAUGCACCUGCUGGUGCACUUGCGCCAGUUUAAUCACACAGAACGGGCAGCCUGUGUUCACUUUAUGGACGUCAAAGAGGGCGCCGCCGAUCUGGACACCUCCUCGGUGGAGUACCACUCUAAUUCGCUGGAGUCCUCUGUGGAGGUAGCUCGAGUGGCAGAGGAGCAGAUAAGGCCGCCGCCGCCCACCGCCAAAGCGAUUGCUGAGAGAAUUGAAGAGGUGGCAGUGGAGAGUGCUGCUGCCAACAGUGAUAUGACUCCAAAGCUGGUGAAGGAAGCGGCGGUCCCGUCCAGUGCAAAUGCCCAAGUCGACCACCUGGUCUGA
Molecule: messenger RNA, 1224 nt
Organism: Rhagoletis zephyria (snowberry fruit fly)
Lineage: Eukaryota; Metazoa; Arthropoda; Insecta; Diptera; Tephritidae
Source: RefSeq, a predicted model, not a curated record